GAACGAAUUCUAACAUUAGUAGUAUUCAGCUCACGGAUUCUAGACCACUGGAUCUAGCAUUCAAACAAGCUCCGACUCCGUGCUUUCCCCCGUGAUUUCUCUCAAAACGCCUCUGUCCUAUUUAACCGGCUAUACAACCGGACACUACAACCGGUGCAACGAUACCCCAUGAUGUCUUGGCCAGGCAGGAUCUUUGUUCCACGUGGCUAUCGCCUAAUUGUCGUAGUUAUUGGUGGAUUGCCCAUGAGGAAUCGAUCUUGCAUGUCCACCACGCUACCCCGGACCCCAGAUAGUACGGGUGCGGGGAGCUCGUAACCAUGGGGAAAAGAAUAUAAUCUCCUCCUUAGUCGCAUGUUACUAUCACAGAGUGAUCAUUUCCUUGCCUGCGGGUUCCCCUUCUCUUGGACAUCCCGGGGCAUUGUCAUAUUCGAAAACAAUAUAGUCUACAACGAGGACUUCGAGGGUCCACGUUGGUCACAAUGGGUGGUGCUGAUACAACAGUGGCUCUCAAUGCCGCUGCUACGGCGCGCAAGCAAGCUCUUGCAGGUCCCUCUGGCCCUGCUGGUUUGGUUCAAAACGCAAAGGUGUUUGGAAUUGCACUGUUCGCUUGUCUUGGAGGGUUGCUCUAUGGUUACAACCAGGGUGUUUUCUCUGGAGUCCUGGCGAUGUAUUCCUUCGACGAACAUAUGGGAGAUGCUGUCACAAACACCACGAAGAAAGGAUGGCUAACGUCAAUUCUCGAACUCGGUGCUUGGACGGGGACCUUAUAUUCUGGCGUACUUGCAGAACGCAUUUCUCGUAAAUAUACAAUUCUCGUCAACGUCGUUAUAUUCUGCAUUGGUGUUAUCGUCCAGACUACUGCUUCUGUUGGCGGCUCUUCCAAUAUUUUGGGUGGUCGGUUCGUCACCGGUAUGGGCGUUGGAAGUCUCUCAAUGUGUGUCCCGAUGUACAAUGCUGAGAUCGCGCCCCCUGAGGUGAGAGGAUCUUUGGUUGCGUUACAACAACUUGCCAUUACUUUCGGAAUCAUGGUGAGUCUAGUUAUUCUCAGUAUCUUUCUGGUCAGUAUCAGUUUCUCUCAAAAGAUCACGCAACCUGACACAACAGAUAGGAUUGACUAUGGCACGAAUUACAUCGGCGGUACGGGAUCAACCCAAAGCGAAACCGCUUGGUUGCUCCCUCUGGCUCUGCAGCUCAUCCCUGCUAUUCUUCUCGGCGCUGGAAUGCUAUUCAUGCCCUUCUCUCCCAGAUGGCUCGUCCAUCAUGACCGCGAGGAAGAGGCCAAAGAUGUUCUUGUCAGUCUCCGUGGGCUUCCUCGUGACCACCCCCUUCUCGAACUGGAGUUCCUGGAGAUAAAGUCUCAGAGUCUCUUCGAGAAGCGAACAGAGAAGGAGAAGUUCCCACACCUCGAAAGAUCCAAUACGUGGAGCUAUAUCAAGCUGGAAGCAGCAGGAUUCGGUAGUCUCUUCAAGACAUGGCCAAUGUUCAGACGAGUCAUGGUGGCUACUGUGACAAUGACCUUCCAGCAAUGGACCGGCGUCAAUGCCGUCCUGUACUAUGCUCCAUCCAUCUUCGCUCAACUCGGCAUGAGCAGCAACACCACAUCUCUUCUAGCGACAGGCGUUGUUGGAAUAGCAAUGUUCCUCGCAACUAUCCCCGCCGUGAUGUACAUUGACCGUCUUGGUCGCAAACCCGUUCUGGUAGUAGGCGCCAUCGGAAUGGCCUCUUGCCACUUCAUCAUCGCAGCUAUCUUCGGUCAGAAUGAACACCAAUGGGACACCCACAAGGCAGCAGGAUGGGCUGCCGUCGCCAUGGUAUGGCUCUUCGUCAUUCACUUUGGAUAUUCCUGGGGCCCUUGCGCAUGGAUCGUCAUCUCUGAAAUUUGGCCAUUGAGUGUCCGCGCCAAGGGAAUCGCAUUGGGCGCAUCUGCGAACUGGAUGAACAACUUUAUCGUCGGCCAAGUCACCCCCGAUAUGCUCACGGGAAUCACAUAUGGAACCUAUAUCUUCUUCGGCCUAAUCACCACCCUAGGAGCUCUAUUCAUUGCCUUCUUGGUUCCUGAGACGAAGCAGCUAUCUCUGGAGGAAAUGGACGUCAUCUUUGGCUCUGAGGGUACCGCUACCUCGGACCAUGAGCGCCAGACUGAGAUUUCUCGUGAGGUCGGACUUGAUGAUGCCUUGGCGAAGCUAACGUCCGCGGGGGUUACAGAGGUCAGACAUGAUGAGUCGAAGGCAUGA
Molecule: messenger RNA, 2234 nt
Organism: Paecilomyces variotii
Lineage: Eukaryota; Fungi; Ascomycota; Eurotiomycetes; Eurotiales; Thermoascaceae
Product: sugar transporter
Exons: 14
Coding region: 480-2234 (584 amino acids)
Biological process (GO): transmembrane transport; carbohydrate transport
Cellular component (GO): membrane
Molecular function (GO): carbohydrate:proton symporter activity
Source: RefSeq, a predicted model, not a curated record